Messenger RNA from Macrosteles quadrilineatus (aster leafhopper), 924 nucleotides. RefSeq names its product protein OPI10 homolog. Lineage: Eukaryota; Metazoa; Arthropoda; Insecta; Hemiptera; Cicadellidae. Bases 190 to 780 code for a protein of 196 amino acids. The record is from RefSeq and is a predicted model, not a curated record. Gene Ontology annotation, cellular component: nucleus; cytosol. The transcript has 3 exons. Gene Ontology annotation, biological process: protein import into nucleus. Gene Ontology annotation, molecular function: Hsp70 protein binding; nuclear import signal receptor activity.
CUACUUACAACAGCAGUGUUGUUUUUGUUUACUGAUUCUGAGUCGUUAGGAGUAUAUGAUUGAUAUGUAUAAUCAAUGAUUCUAAUAUAAUAUUGUAUACAAUUACACAAAUCUAAGGCUUAGGAGGCAGACGAUUUCAGUUUCAUUUAUACUUUUAGUUUUAAACCUGCAAAAUUAAAAUAAAGAAUCAUGGCGGCAACAACUAACAUGUUUGGUGUACUCGUGAUUGGCAGAAUGGUAGAAACAAACUUCCAACAAGUAGCAGAACGUCAGUUUGUUACGGUCAUACCUAAUGCUGACGACACUGACCAUCUGGCGGUAUUCCUCACAGGACAAAUAUGCUUCCCAGCUGGAGCUGCAGGGUUGAUUUACUUCAGUUGCCCGGACCCAAAUGCCCCACCCAAUUGGCAAUUGUUGGGGUACAUUUCAAAUGAUAAGCCGUCUUCAGUUUUUAAAAUAACGGGAUUGAAGAACAACGUUAUUGAACAAAGUGGCUUCCUACAGUUCGCUCAACAGGCAAUUUCACAUAACGCCCAAAUAGGCAUAUCAGUUGAGCCGAUCGAAGUCGUCCAGCAACAGAUAAUACAAUUGGAAAAUAGUAAACCUAACGAAGCAAGCAACUUCCUUGAAUUUACAAAAAAGAUGCUUGAGAACUUUUCUGAGUGUGUUUCUUCGUUUCUUGUGCCAGGCAGUCCGUUUGUGGUACCACUCAGUGUAGUAGACAAUUGGUACAAAAACUUUGAAAAGAGAUUAGAAAUGAAUCCUCGAUUCUGGAAAUGAUAGACGUACUGUCUUCUGCUGUGAUACUUCAAAAUGUGACUGAGAGUUUUUAAGACUGUCCACAUUGUGCCUAGUGCAUACGAUUUAAAACGUUUAUUUUGUAUUAUUUGUUUUUGUUUUUUUGUAAAUAUUACUAAGUUUUAA